Aplosporella prunicola CBS 121167 is the source of this 2083-nucleotide messenger RNA. RefSeq lists its product as uncharacterized. NCBI's taxonomy places the organism in Eukaryota, Fungi, Ascomycota, Dothideomycetes, Botryosphaeriales, Aplosporellaceae. The record is from RefSeq and is a predicted model, not a curated record. The coding region runs from base 62 to 1957 and encodes 631 amino acids. The transcript has a single exon.
ACACUAGCUUCCUUUGGUUUCUUAACCUGAUUCAAUAGUUAGCAAUUUCAGAAACUGAAAAAUGGAGACCAACCAAGACGAACCGUAUAGGCAACUGUUGCCUAAAAUGAUACGACUGUUGCGUAUAAACCCAGACACGUCAGGCCCCGAGGCUGGAAGCCUACAAGAAGUGAGACUCGAUGAAGCGCCUCCAUACUACGCCUUUAGCCACUGUUGGGGCAACCAAGACCAUAACAUAUCCAUUCAGAUUGGGCGACGAAAAUUCUUCGUCUGUGCCGACCUCGCAGCCGGCAUCCGACGACUGCAGGAGCUUGCGAGCAAGAACUCGGCGUUAGACUCUCCCGUCGAGCACGUAUGGAUCGACACCAUCUGCAUCAACCAAGGAGACAUCCCCGAGCGAUCGUCGCAAGUCCGCCAUAUGGAAGACAUCUACACGCGGGCAGUCAGGACGCUGGUCUGGCUUGGGCCUGGAUUCGACUCGUCGCCUCUGGCCUGGGAUUUGGUGGACACGAUCUACAGCGUGUUCAGGAGCCAGCAUCCGACGGCGACGGCCCUGGACGAUAUCCCCGUCAAGCUGUAUUCGGCCUCAGCACACGCAGAGUCCGGCCUCCCCGACUGGACCAGCGCGCACUGGCUAUACCUGAAGCAGCUGUUCAAGCUCGGCUGGUUCUCGCGGACUUGGGUCGUGCAGGAAGUGAUUCUGUCGGCGCAGGAUCCGGUAAUCCUCCACGGACAGCAGCUGUUCCCCUGGCACCGUCUCGAAUGGGCGGCCUCAUGGCUGCGCCGAAACGGGUACGCUCGACUGGCCCAGAUUCCCGAAGAGAUUCUAAACGUGGAUACCAUGGGCCUGCUUAGACGAUCGCAAACAAGGUGGCCGCUCGAUGCUUUGAUGUCUAUAACGCAGAUCAAGUUCCACGCCACCGACCAGCGAGACAAAAUAUACGGCCUGCUGGGUCUGGCGGUCGAGUCCCGUGAUCCGUCGAGCCUGCCUGCUGCUUUGAUCCCUGAUUACAGCAUCAGCACGAAGCAGACGUACCUGAGAGUCGCCCGGUACCUACUCGAGUACAACCGCUCGCUCGCCAUCUUAACCCGCACGCGCGGCACAAGUGGCAGCUUGACCAGGCGACGGCGCCGGCACGAUUUUAACGACUUUCCGUCCUGGCUGCCCGACUGGAGCGACUUCACUGUGUAUAACAGGGACAUCCGACGAAGCCUCUCUUGGAUCGACUAUUCUGAUGUCUCUAAACCCCCUUGUCUGGGCUUUCCAGAGCACUUCAAUGCUUCUGCGGGCUUGCAACUGAAGCUGCACCGCAGCCCAGACAACCUUGUUCUCCGCGUGGAUGGCAUGAGAGUGGAUAAAGUUGUCCAGAUAAUCCCAAUGAACAAAGAGGACGUCUCGGACGCGGAGUUCAGCCAGACAUUCAAGCCGACGAUGCUGUGUGCGUGCGAAGCAGCUCUGCCGCUGUUGGCUGAAAACGACAUCUCGGCGUGGGCAAGCCGCUUCGUCAAGGCGACCACUGCUGAGCAACACCUCCUUGGUGGACGUGAUUGGGAGCAGUGUUUCCGAGACGGGUUAGCAUUCCUGUGCGAGAUUCUGUCGGACAACACGGACCCAAUAUCUCUGCUCUUGCCCAACAAGGACGAGUCCGUGGACCAGUUGCGGCGUCUUUCAGAGGGAGGAGACUCCGAGCAAUAUGCUGCGUUGGCCCGGAACUUUUGCUUCAACAGAUCUUUCCUGGUUACUUCUGCUGGACGGAUGGGGAUUGGCCCGUCGGAUGCUCAAGUGGGUGAUACCGUUGCAGUGAUACCUGGUGGUGGUGUUCCGUAUGUGUUAAGGAAGCAGGAAACUGGUUGGCUUUUCGUGGGUGAAUCGUAUGUCCAUGGGAUUAUGAAUGGUGAGGCGAUUCAAGAAUGUUCUAAAGGUGAUAUUCAGCAGGAGAUACUGGAUAUUCGAUGAAAAGAUUCAGAGGAGUUAUCUCAGGCGGCCUUUAGAACCUUAUAGACUUGACAUGUUAGAGUAUUCCAAAGUCUGUAGAUGCAUCAGCACAGCCAUCUUUACCCGUAUAUAAUCUGUUAUAACACU